Suricata suricatta (meerkat) is the source of this 699-nucleotide messenger RNA. RefSeq names its product brain specific homeobox (gene BSX). Bases 1 to 699 code for a protein of 232 amino acids. Gene Ontology annotation, biological process: regulation of DNA-templated transcription. NCBI's taxonomy places the organism in Eukaryota, Metazoa, Chordata, Mammalia, Carnivora, Herpestidae. The transcript has 3 exons. Gene Ontology annotation, molecular function: DNA binding; DNA-binding transcription factor activity, RNA polymerase II-specific. The record is from RefSeq and is a predicted model, not a curated record.
AUGAAUCUCAACUUCACCUCCCCUCUACACCCGGCGUCUUCUCAGAGGCCCACGUCCUUCUUCAUUGAGGACAUCCUGCUGCACAAGCCCAAGCCGCUAAGGGAGAUGGCCCCUGACCACUUCACCAGCUCUCUGGCCUCCCGGGUGCCUCUCCUAGACUAUGGCUACCCCCUCAUGCCCACACCCACCCUCCUGGCUCCUCACCCCCAUCACCCUCUGCAUAAGGGAGACCACCACCACCCGUAUUUCCUCACCACCUCAGGGGUGCCGGUGCCGGCGCUGUUCCCGCACCCCCAGCACAGCGAGCUGCCGGGCAAGCACUGCCGCCGCCGCAAAGCUCGCACGGUUUUCUCGGACUCGCAGCUUUCCGGCCUGGAGAAGAGAUUCGAGAUCCAGCGCUACCUGUCCACGCCAGAGCGGGUGGAGCUGGCCACGGCCCUCAGCCUGUCCGAGACGCAGGUGAAAACGUGGUUCCAGAACCGGCGGAUGAAGCAUAAAAAGCAGCUGAGGAAAAGUCAGGACGAGCCCAAAGCGCCAGAUGGGCUCGAGAGCCCAGAGAGCAGUCCUAGCGGCCCCGAGGCCGCAUCUGCCGAGGCUCGGCUGGGCCUGCCCGCUGGCCCCUUCGUGCUGACCGAGCCCGAGGACGAGGUGGACAUUGGGGACGAGGGGGAGCUCGGCUCGGGGCCGCACGUGCUCUGA